ACUCAAGAGAAGAGAAGGAAAGAAACAUAUCGGAAGCAAGCAGAAUUUAUCAAUGGCGCAGAACGCCGCGACGAUCAGCGGGCGGCGGGAGCUGACGCGGAUCUGGACGCUGGGGCGGGGCGCGUCUGGCGCCGUGGUGUCGCUCUUCGCGGCUGACGGCGGUGGCGAGGACGACCAAUCGCUGCUCGCGGUGAAGUCGGCGAGCACAGCCUCCGCGCAAGCCCAGCUACGGCGGGAGGAGGGCAUUCUCGCCUCGCUUUGCUCGCCCUACGUGCUCCCCUACCUCGGCUCCCGAGCCGCAGCGGGCGGCGGCGAGUACCAGCUCUUCCUCGAGUUCGCGCCCGGCGGCUCGCUCGCAGACGAGGUGGAGAGGAACGGGGGAAGCCUCGAGGAGGGCGCCGUCCGGGCGUACGCGGCGGACGUUGCCAGGGGACUCGCGUACCUCCACGGCGAGUCCAUGGUGCACGGCGACGUCAAGGGACAGAACGUGGUGAUUGGGGCCGACGGGCGGGCCAAGCUCGCGGACUUUGGGUGCGCGAGGAGCGUGGGCUCGGCCGGACCGAUCGGGGGCACGCCGGCGUUCAUGGCGCCCGAGGUGGUGCGCGGGGAGGAGCAAGGCCCUGCGGCCGACGUGUGGGCUCUGGGGUGCACCGUCAUCGAGAUGGCAACCGGCCACGCACCCUGGAGCGGCGUGGACAGCGUGUUCGCCGCAGUGCACCUGAUCGGGUACACGGACGCCGUGCCAGAGGUGCCCAAGCAUCUGUCGGCGGAGGCCAAAGAUUUCCUGGACAAGUGCCUCAGGCGGCGCGCCGGCGAUCGGUGGACGGCGGCAGAGCUGCUGGAGCACCCGUUCCUGGCGUUGGCCGGCUGCGGUUGCGACGUCGAGGUUAAGUGGGUCUCUCCGAAGAGUACAUUAGACGCCGCAAUGUGGGAGUCAGACUCCGAGGAAGAGGAGGAGGACAAUGUGCCGGAGGGUUGCACGAACGAGAGGAUGAAGGCGCUGGCGGCAUCAUACUCGGUCCUGCCGGACUGGGAGUCGGACGACGGCUGGAUCGAUGUAUUGAGAGGCCAAUCUGAACUUCCCAACGGCGCGGCGGCGCGCGGAAACGCGGGGCAUGUAGUCCAACAUUGAAUCAGAUGGAUGUUGCUGGGAUGAUCAAGGAUUAGAAGCAGAGAUAGGAAUAUUAGAAGCUCUAGUCAUUGGUGCUGCCGUGCCGGUGGCCGCGGCGUCGUCGGAGGAGACGGCGUUCAAUUACGACAUAGCUUUUUUACUAGAAGCAGAAACUAGGAGCAGCCGAUAAUCAAGUUUCAGUGAAUCAGCAGCAC
This is a messenger RNA of Lolium perenne, 1326 nucleotides long. Its product is annotated as mitogen-activated protein kinase kinase kinase 17-like. NCBI's taxonomy places the organism in Eukaryota, Viridiplantae, Streptophyta, Magnoliopsida, Poales, Poaceae. The record is from RefSeq and is a predicted model, not a curated record. Gene Ontology annotation, molecular function: ATP binding; protein kinase activity. Gene Ontology annotation, biological process: signal transduction; protein phosphorylation.